Coturnix japonica (Japanese quail) is the source of this 2573-nucleotide messenger RNA. It is a transcript of the gene P2RY6, whose product is annotated as pyrimidinergic receptor P2Y6. Gene Ontology annotation, cellular component: plasma membrane. The record is from RefSeq and is a predicted model, not a curated record. Gene Ontology annotation, molecular function: G protein-coupled UDP receptor activity; G protein-coupled ADP receptor activity; G protein-coupled UTP receptor activity. Lineage: Eukaryota; Metazoa; Chordata; Aves; Galliformes; Phasianidae. Gene Ontology annotation, biological process: phospholipase C-activating G protein-coupled receptor signaling pathway; cellular response to pyrimidine ribonucleotide.
UCACGUCAAGCUUAGCCAAAGCUCCCUGCUCUGGAAGGGAGGUGAAACAAUGCAGUAAUUGCAUAAGGAUGGAGAAGAAUGCACAUCUUCAGUGCUAUAACUAUUUAUUUUAGCAGCCUUGAAUGUGGCCUGGCGUACCCAUGGGUGCUUGCAUUGUGGUGUCACUACUGUCACAUCCCUAGGUUCCUCUCCGGGCUGAGCCCGGUGGCACAUCCUCAGACAUCACUUGGUGCCUGUAUUUUGCAUUUUGGGGUCUGGGAAACACUGUGCCCACCCUGACAUGCAAUGCCACACGACCACACACCACGCAGUGCUGUGCCCACGCUGCCACUUGGUUUCUGUUCCCCAUUUGGCGCUUGGCUGCCACGUCAGAGUGGAAGGGGAAGUGAUGCUGCAGAUGCACCCAGGACCUGGAGCGAGUUGAGGGCCCAGAUCCCUCAGUACUCUGAGCACCUCAGCAGGCACUUCACCCAGUGAAGACAGGACUAUGAGCAUGGCCAACUUCACAGCUGGGAGGAACUCGUGCACCUACCAUGAGGAAUUCAAGCAGGUCCUGCUGCCCCUGGUCUACUCAGUGGUGUUCCUACUGGGGCUGCCACUCAACGCCGUCGUCAUUGGGCAGAUCUGGCUGGCCCGCAAGGCCCUGACCCGCACCACCAUCUACAUGCUGAACUUGGCCACGGCCGACCUGCUCUACGUCUGCUCCCUCCCUCUCCUCAUCUACAACUACACUCAGAAGGAUUACUGGCCCUUCGGGGACUUCACCUGCAAAUUUGUCCGCUUCCAGUUCUACACCAACCUGCACGGCAGCAUCCUCUUCCUCACCUGCAUCAGCAUCCAGCGCUACAUGGGGAUCUGCCACCCCUUGGCCUCAUGGCACAAAAAGAAGGGUAAGAAGCUGACAUGGCUGGUGUGUGCUGCGGUGUGGUUCAUCGUCAUCGCUCAGUGCCUGCCCACCUUUGUCUUUGCCUCCACGGGCACGCAGAGGAAUCGCACUGUCUGCUAUGACCUGAGCCCUCCGGACCGCUCCGCAUCCUACUUUCCCUACGGCAUCACAUUGACCAUCACCGGAUUCCUGCUGCCCUUUGCAGCCAUCCUGGCCUGCUACUGCAGCAUGGCCCGUAUCCUGUGCCAGAAAGAUGAGCUGAUUGGCUUGGCGGUGCACAAGAAGAAGGACAAGGCCGUGCGCAUGAUCAUCAUCGUCGUCAUCGUCUUCUCCAUCAGCUUCUUCCCCUUCCACCUCACCAAGACCAUCUACCUGAUCGUCCGCUCCUCACCCAGCUUGCCCUGCCCGACCCUGCAGGCUUUUGCCAUUGCCUACAAGUGCACGCGGCCCUUUGCCAGCAUGAACAGCGUGCUCGACCCCAUCCUCUUCUACUUCACCCAACGUAAGUUUCGUGAGAGCACCCGUUAUCUCCUGGACAAGAUGAGCUCCAAGUGGCGGAAUGACCACUGCAUCACCUAUGGCUCCUAGGUGAAUGAAGCCACCUUGGUGUCACCGGGGCUGGGCAUGGAGCAAUUUGGGUUGAAGCUGCAUGGUGCUGAGAUGGGGACGUGCCCAGGGAGCUGUGGGUGCCCAGUCCCUGGAGGUGUUCAAGAUCAGGUUGGAUGGAGCUCUGGGCCCUCGUGGGUUGGAACUAGGUGAUCUUUGAGGUCUCUUUUAACCCAGGCCAUUCUAUCGUUCUACCAUCUCCCAAGCUUCCAGACUCAUUUCCAUCCUAUCUCCAGCCCACAGCAGUGUGGAGAGCAUCCCAGCACAGGGCCCAUGUGGUGUCCAUUGGCUCUCAAUUGCUCAAUGCCAUCCUGGUUUUAGCUGCCUUGUGACAAGUUUUGGUGGAGGCUGAGGCACCAAUGCACUAAAUGACACUGGUGGGACCGGUGUUCAAAGCUUCUCCUCCUCUAAUGGGGCUGUACCAUCCCUGGGAAGGAUUUUUUGAGGGCUGGGAAGUGUUGCUCUGUGUUUCCCAAGUGAAACUGUGGGGCAGUUCUUGGGUCCUGAAUACCAAUAGCUCCCACAACCUCCAUGGCUCCAGGAGAAGAAAAGUUCAGUGUCACAGAUAUUUCAAGAACUCCAGAAUGAGGCUGGACCAACAAGAGACAUGGUGUGAGACAGCACCCCCAGCCAGACUGGGAGCUGGGAAGGGGGAAUGAGGGGAAUGGGGACACCAGCGCCACAUUUCCCACCCAGACUGAUGGGUUCACACCAGCAUUGCUGUCCUUGGACUCAGCAUCCUCUGCCACCUCUGCCUCCCAGAACAACUGAUGUGCACUCUGCAGGGUGACGGUGCAUUGUGAAUCCAUUGAAUCCAAAGCAUCGUGGUUUGCUUGGGACACCGUCCAGAUGAGGUUGAGCCAUUGCCACCCAGACACUGGGCACUGUGGCUGUACCUCUAACUGCUUUGCCAGACUUUAACACAUAGGAUGUAUAGAAUAAACCUACCCUCCUUUUCCCUGUAUGUACCCAACAAUACACACGUUCCAUAUGCACCCAUAUAUACAACACCCAAGCAGGGGAAGGUUGUAGCACUGCUCAGAUACACUCCACUCCAAAUACACUUCAACUAUCCACAUCA